Maniola jurtina (meadow brown) is the source of this 6339-nucleotide messenger RNA. RefSeq names its product probable multidrug resistance-associated protein lethal(2)03659. Gene Ontology annotation, molecular function: ATP hydrolysis activity; ATP binding; ABC-type transporter activity. The transcript has 33 exons. The coding region runs from base 303 to 4664 and encodes 1453 amino acids. The record is from RefSeq and is a predicted model, not a curated record. Lineage: Eukaryota; Metazoa; Arthropoda; Insecta; Lepidoptera; Nymphalidae. Gene Ontology annotation, biological process: transmembrane transport. Gene Ontology annotation, cellular component: membrane.
UAUAUCUCUAUGGCAAUUUUUUUUCAUUCAGUCAGAAAAUUGACACAUUUGUUUGCUGUCAUGACGUUAAUCGAAUUUUCUUGUGAAUGAAAAUAUUUAAGUAAAUUUUCCGCGAGUUUUAAACUUAAAACUUGUUGCUGAAAACUGAAAAGUGUUUUUCGUUAUAAUAUUGAACAAUCAGUGUGUAAUAAAAACAGCAGAUUCUGAUUAUGGUAAUGUUAGCGAGGGCGGCAAGAACUUGAGAAAGUGAACCAGUGAAGUGAAUAGUGAAGUGAAAGUGAAGUUUAGUGAAAAAGUGCAAUAUGGAUCCGGGAUACUUCGAUAUAGAAAGGAAACAGAACCCAAGGGAGAGGGCAAAUUAUCUCUCGAAAUUAUGCUUUUGGUACACAAGACCAGUUUUCGUGAAGGGGCGGAAAGGACAGCUAAACAUAUCAGAUAUGUACAGAUGUACGCCGGGGCACAGGGCGGCGCCGCGAGGCGACGUUAUGGGGGCCCAAUGGAAAAAGGAACUAGGAAAGCAAGAAAAAGGCAAAAAGCCGUCGCUAUUAAGAACCAUUAUGAACAUUUAUGGGCCUACGUUUAUAACAUUUAAUUUAAUAUUUUCAAUUUUCGACUGUGCUUUUAGAUUAUCCAUACCAUUGUGUCUUGAAGGUUUAAUAAAUUAUUUUUCUCCGUCCCACUCCGGCAUAGAGACUUAUCAAGCGUAUCUUUACGCGGCAGGCGUUGUAGGGUUUAUGGCAAUCAACGCCAGCAUGAUGCAUCCUAUGUUGUUAUUUUUGUUAGAUAUGAGUAUGAAAAUACGAGUUGCUUGCUGCUCUCUCAUAUACAGGAAGCUUCUCCGAUUAGAUUUAAACGCAGGAGGCAAAGCCUCUGAAGGUCUAGCGGGUCACGUGAUCAAUCUUUUGACCACAGACGCGCAAAGGUUCGACAUGGCGAGUCUGUUCAUGGUGGACCUAGUACGCACGCCCAUAGAGAGCGUGAUCAUAGUGUAUCUUAUGUACCGCCAGAUAGGGGUCUCCACUCUCAUCGGCGUAUCUUUUCUACUAAUGUUCAUUCCUUUGCAAGGUUACCUGGGCAAAGUAUCAAGUAGAUUCCGAAGGCAGACCGCCGUACGGACGGACAACAGAAUCCGUCUGAUGAACGAGGUGAUACAGAGUAUAGAGGCUAUCAAGAUGUACGCUUGGGAGAAUGCGUUCGCGGGUAUCAUUGGACACGCUAGAAGAAAAGAAAUGAACGUCAUCAAGAAAAUGUCGUGGCUGCGAGCCGUGAUGAUAUCCUGUGUGAAACUCAACACCAAAGUGGCCAUAUUCCUCAGCAUAAUCUCCUUCAUCUCGUUCAAGAACGACCUAACCGCCGCCAAAGUCUUCGUCAUCUUCUCGUAUUACGACAUUUUGAAAUACUCCCUAGUCGAUUUCCUGCCAUUGGCUAUAACUUUUACGUUGGAAGCUUAUGUGAGCAUACAAAGGAUUCAAGAGUUCCUUUUGUUACCCGAGGUUAAUAACCAGGAUGGAGUGGACUUGGUUACUAUAGAUGAGGUUAAGAAUCCCACUGGAGUUAACGGGGUUUUUGAGAAGAUUAGCAAUGGCCAACAAGCGUACAUCAAGUCGGAAUCGAACCUGGAGCAGCUGAAGCCGAAUGUGCUGGUUAGCUUCAAGGACUACACGGCGCACUGGCCCAGCACCGACGAAGAUUCCAAGGAGCAAGUCGUUGCGUUGAGCGAUAUCAACUUAAACAUAAAACCAGAAUCCUUAACCACCAUAGUGGGCACAGUGGGAUCAGGAAAGACCACGUUACUAAUGGCGAUGCUGCGGGAGAUCAUUCCCACCGCUGGACAUCUGGCAGUGCGUGGGGUGUUAGCCUACGCAGCGCAAGACCCCUGGCUUUUUGAGGCUUCGGUUCGACAAAACAUCCUGUUCGGGCAAGAGUUGGACCUCCGGAGGUACAAACAAGUAAUCAAAUGCUGUCAACUCAAGAGCGAUCUGGACAUCCUGCCUCAUGGAGACAAAACCGUUGUUGGAGAGAGAGGGACAUCGUUAUCGGGCGGCCAACGCGCCAGGAUAUCUCUGGCCCGCUGCGUGUACCAGCACGCAGACGUAUAUCUACUGGAUGAUCCUCUAGCGGCCGUUGAUGCUAAGGUGGCACAAGCAAUCUACGAAGAGUGCAUCCGAAGUUUCCUUCGCGAUAAGGCGACUGUCCUUGUCACUCACCACGUGCAGUACGCGGUACACGCUUCCAACGUGUGCGUCAUGCGGUCAGGCAAGAUAGUCGCACAAGGAACAUACCACGAACUCAAGAAUGGAGUGGCAGAAUUCGAGAAGUUGAUAGAAAUGGGCGAGAAGGGCGAAGAAGAGAAGCAGAAGCAGAAGGAAAAGCUCGCCUACGAGAAACAGGAGAGCGUUGAGCACAGCUAUAAGCUUCGUUCGCAGAGGUCUAUGUCCGAAGCCUCCCAGCUUUCAUUCAAUAUGGAUCUGGACAACAAUAAAGACCCGGCAUAUGAAGGUGAAACUCAAAAGAAAGGCUCAGUGGACUUCGGCGUAUACUUGAGCUACAUAAAGAGCGGCGGCGGCAAGUUCACUAUGAUCCUCUUAUGUUCACUGUUCAUGCUGGCGCAGAUAUUCUACUCCUCCACUGAUGUUUGGCUCAAGGAGUGGGUUAACCUAGAAGAGGCCAAUAGCGCUCGCCAGGUACUAACCAGGAAUAUGUCCAGCAAUGACACUCCGUCUUUGAACUUCCAGGACUUGCCAAUGAACUAUUUCCACCUGACGCGCAACCAGUGCGUGUACAUAUACGCGUCGCUCAUCGUCAUCUGCAUGUUCUUCACGUGGAACAAGCUGCUCGUGUUCUACAACACCUGCAUCAAGGCCUCCACCGUCUUCCACGAUACUAUGUUCCGGGGGGUAACCAACGCUCCGAUGUGGUUCUUCCACCACAAUCCAUCAGGACGUAUCCUCAACCGCUUCUCUAAGGACAUGGGGCAAGUGGACACCUUACUUCCAGUCGCACUCGUCGACUGCCUAGGGUUCUUUCUAGAAGUGAUUGCAAUCCUCGUGGUCGUAUGUUUGGUGAACUGGUGGCUCCUUCUGCCAACUGCUGUGGUGGCCUUCCUCUUGCAUCUUCUGCGGUUGCUCUUCUUGAAUACCAGUCGAGAGUUGAAACGGAUUGAAGCCAUUGCUCGAAGCCAAAGUCUCAACCACGCUGCGGCAACUGUGGACGGUCUAAGUACGAUCCGUUCAACCCGAGAGCAACAGCGGACGUUGGCCCAAGAGUUCGACAAACUCCAAGACCUGCACAGUUCCUCCUGGAGCCUUGUACUGUGUACCAACCGGGCUUUUGGAUUUUGGAUGGACAUGGUGUGCUGCUUGUACCUUGCCGUCGUCACUUUCAGCUUCUUCCUCUUCAUUGGACAAGACUCGAUGGGUGGCAACGUCGGUCUGGCCAUCACUCAAGUAAUCGGCCUCGUGGGCAUGUGUCAAUACGGCAUGCGACAAACGGCUGAAGUAGAGAACCAAAUGACGUCGGUUGAGAGAAUUUUGGAAUACACACAUCUCCCUGCAGAAAAACCAGUGGAGCCCGACAUGAAAGCGCUGAAGUCAGCACAUCCUAACCUAGAUUUUGAAACAUGGCCCAAUCAAGGUGAAAUAAUCUUCGACGACGUAUCCCUGGAGUAUGAAAAGCCGCCCAAACAAAAGGAGCAGCAUUCUGAAUCCGGGAUCAAACUGGACGAGCCUGCGUUCGCGAUAAGGGGGGUGAACUUCACCAUCCGCCCCGGGGAGAAGGUUGCUGUGGUGGGGAGGACCGGGGCUGGCAAGAGUUCCCUUAUUAAUGCUCUGUUCAGGUUAAGCAAGAUCUCGGGCAAGGUGACAGUGGACGGAGUGACGGCAGACCAAGCGGGCUUGCGUCGCUGGCGCUCGCGGCUGUGUGCGCUGCCGCAGCGGCCCGCGCUGUUCGCGGCCACGCUGCGCGACAACCUCGACCCCGAGCAGAAGUACACCGACGCGCAGCUGUACGCGGCGCUGAAUGAGGUGGAACUCCAAGAGCUGGUGAGCUCGCUGCCGGGAGGCCUGUCCUCCAAGGUGGGCGACGGUGGCGGCAACCUGUCCAGUGGCCAGCGACAGCUGCUGUGCCUGGCGCGCGCGGCACUGGCGCGCAGGGCGGUGCUGGUGCUGGACGAGGCCACCGCUAAUGUCGAUACUGAAACGGACAAACACAUCCAGUUAACCAUACGCACCAAGUUCGCGGACUCCACCGUGCUGACGAUCGCGCAUCGCCUCAACACCGUCAUGGACUACGACAGAGUCAUUGUUAUGGACAAGGGUCACGUAGUGGAGUCGGGUCAUCCGUACGAAUUGUUGACCCAAUCGAGCCAACAGGCGAAGCCGGAGGCGCAGACUAGACGACCCAUACUCACCAAGAGUCAGGCUCCACUGGCGAUCCCAGAAAACUUCGCUUACGAGAGUGGACUGGAGCGACAUGAGGAACCACAAGAAACGCUCGUCAUCUCACGCGACAGGAUUAGGACUUACUCCAACAGAUCUGAGGUGAGCGAGCCGGAGGGCGGCAUUUUCAAGACACUGGUGGAACAGACGGGGCCGGGCACCGCCGCUUUGCUAUACCGGAUGGCGGAGCAGAGUUACAAGAAAUGGCUGGAAAAGAAAAACUCCUAAACUAAAGCUCCUAAAAAGCGAGGCAACUAUAUUAAGUGACCAUUGUUAAAAUUGUCAAUUAUUAUUGUCAAUAGUUUGACCCUAUACAAUGUGCCUUUCACGUCAAUACAGUACGUGUUAUGAAAGUUGGAUAAACUAUUCUUCUCGCACGUUGAAGUUGCCUCGAUCUGAGGCACGCCGCGCCUUGAGGCAAAAUUUCUCCGAACUUCUUUUUUUUCUUAGACUCAAACUAGAGGCGGACAAGCAGACAUUAUCAUUUGAGGAGCCUCUAAGGGCCGGCGAACAUAUGGUGGAGCGCAGCGCAGAGCAUUUUUCACAGUCAAAAUAUUAUCAACAUUGCCCUCAUUGAAAUAAUUUCUAAAAUCAAUUGUGCAUCCGUGCGGAUACUCACGCAUCCGCGCGCAGUCCCGCGCGUGCUCGCGCAUUCUCUGGUACAAAUUCGCGUAAUGUGUCACGCGAUUAGAAAACUUCGCGGGUAUGCUCUGCGCUGCGCUCCGCCAUAUGUGCGCCGGCCCUAACUCCGUUUACUAUUAGUAGACCGGCGCGGGGGAGAGCAAAGCAAAUUUUGAUCGUAGUUAUAAUUAACUUUUAGCACAUUGAAAUAAGGUUAUAGGAAUAAAUAAAGAAAAUAAUGUAGGUGAAACUUAUUUCAAUGUCCUAAAACUCAAUUUUAAUAAUUUAGUCCUAAAACGUGUCAGUCUAUCUUACGGGUCCUCAAUUUGCCUCAAGCCAAGGCUACUUAAACGGGAUUUUGAUUUGAAAAUUGAAUAUUUCAACUUUUGAGGCGAACUGUACGAGAUUUUUUUGUUUCAAUAAACAAAUCUUGAAUACUGAAACUAUUCUAAAAAUCUGGAGGCAUCUUAAUUUUUGAUUGAAACCCCGCCACCUAAUAUCUAACGUUCCAUCAAAUAUUGCGUUUCAGUAUUCCAUUACUAUACUGUUAUUAUACUUACUAGUACUUUAUGUACUUAAGAAAGUACUUACGUACUUAUUACAGUGACUUAAGCUAGGCGUAGGCGCAAAUAGUAUGAUCAGUUUUGAUCACUUUUGCAUUUAAUUACGUUUUGUUUCAAUAGCAAGUAAGGCUGAUCGCAUUUGCCGUGAGCAACGCAUUUUUAUACCGGAUUAUAAGACAUCCUUCUCCUUAGUAUAUGCCGCAGUGUGUGAUCAAAUUAAUUCCUGACUGGCGUUAAAAUUUGUACCUCAAUUUUUAUACAAUUAUUAAAAAUGUUAUACUAUUACUAAAUAUACGGUGUUGUAACUGCUUAAAAAUUAAACAAUACUUAAAAUAAAAUUGUUAUUAUAAAAUAUAAACAACUUGUUGCUACUUAAUUUACUUUAAGAAUAUCGGUAAUAUAUCGAUUUUUAAUAUCGUAACUCGAUACUUAGUCGUAUGUUUUGAAGGUAUUCACAUUACGUACCGUUAUAACGAUACAUACAACGUUAACGUUGUAACUUGUAACGUUAUUGAGUCUUCUUUUUUAUUUAUUAAUUAUCAACAUUCCUCAAUCUUGAUACUGAAUAAAUAAUAUAUACGUAUUAUAACUAGUUUCCUAUCAUGACUAAACUUAAUGAAAAAAGUGUGAUUUUUUUUCAUCGGAUCAGGCAUAGUAUGUCCGCUUGUAUGAAUAUACUUUCGAAUGGCGAGGUUAGUUUUUUUGUAAUACGCGCACAU